Messenger RNA from Limanda limanda (common dab), 2794 nucleotides. RefSeq names its product polo-like kinase 2b (Drosophila) (gene plk2b). Lineage: Eukaryota; Metazoa; Chordata; Actinopteri; Pleuronectiformes; Pleuronectidae. Gene Ontology annotation, biological process: protein phosphorylation; mitotic cell cycle; regulation of cytokinesis. The record is from RefSeq and is a predicted model, not a curated record. Bases 17 to 1990 code for a protein of 657 amino acids. The transcript has 15 exons. Gene Ontology annotation, molecular function: protein binding; ATP binding; protein serine/threonine kinase activity. Gene Ontology annotation, cellular component: nucleus; cytoplasm; centrosome.
AGUCAAAGCCCAGCUCAUGGAAGUACAGAGGAAUAUCGGGCCCCAGCAGACGCUCAGCAGCAGCAUGUGUGAGGCGACGCAGAGAUCCUGCGAGCCGCGGAGGAAGAGGACGGAGGAGCGCACUGCGCCCUCGGAGAUGGCGAGGAUCAUCACCGACCCGGCCACGGGAAAGUGCUACUGCCGUGGGAAAGUUUUGGGAAAGGGAGGGUUCGCAAAAUGCUACGAGAUGACAGACCUCUCCACCAGCAAAGUUUACGCAGCCAAGAUCAUCCCACAUUCACGCGUCUCCAAACCGCACCAGCGGGAGAAGAUUGACAGAGAGAUAGAGCUGCACAGAGUUCUGCACCACAAACACAUAGUGCACUUCUAUCAUCAUUUCGAGGACAAGGAGAACAUCUACAUCCUGUUGGAAUACUGCAGCAGAAAAUCGUUAGCUCAUAUCCUCAAGGCUCGCAAGGUGCUUACUGAGCCAGAGGUGCGUUACUAUCUCAGGCAGAUUGUCUCUGGACUGAAGUAUCUGCACGAACAAGAGAUCCUGCACAGAGACCUGAAACUUGGUAACUUCUUUGUCAGCGAGUCGAUGGAGCUGAAGGUCGGGGACUUUGGUCUGGCUGCCAAGUUGGAGCCGGUAGGAAACCGAAGGAAGACGAUCUGUGGGACUCCCAACUACCUGUCCCCUGAGGUGCUGAACAAGCAGGGCCACGGCUGUGAAUCAGACAUCUGGGCCCUCGGCUGCGUAAUGUACACCAUGUUGUUGGGCCGACCACCGUUUGAAACCACCAACCUGAAGGAGACCUACAGGUGCAUCCGCGAGGCGAGGUACUCCCUGCCCUCGUCCCUGUCGCCACAGGCCAAGCAGUUAAUCGCCAGCCUGCUCGCCAAGAUCCCAGAGGACAGGCCCAACCUGGACCACAUUCUGAGGCACGACUUCUUCACACAGGGCUUCAGUCCCGAGCGUCUGUCGGCGAGCUGUUGCCACUCAGCACCAGAUUUCCACGUCUCCAGUCCAGCCAAGAGCUUCUUCAAGAAAGCUGCUGCUGCGCUCUUCGGUGGGAAGAGAGACAAGGUCAAAUACUACGAGACUCUGAACAAGUUAACCAAAGAGGAAGAGGAGAUCUACAAACUGCAGCACGACCUGGAGAGAACUGUCAUCAGCCAACAACAGUGCAAAAAGAUUUCCGAGAAUGGAAGUCUACUUCCGCCAUCUGCAGAGAGCCCCGUCGCCUUGGCAACAGAGAGCCAGUCCCCAACGGCGCGAGAUACCAUCCGUCUGAUCGUCAGGGGGAGUCUGGGAAGCUGCAGCAGCAGCAGUGAAUGUCUGGAAGACAACACAACCGGAUGUGUGGCUGAGACCGUCGCAAGCGUGUUGAGAGGAUGUUUGGAGAAUAUGCCCAAAGCAGACAACGUUCCUCAGGGCUCAACAAGCUGCAGUCUCCAGUGGGUCACUAAAUGGGUGGACUACUCCAACAAGUACGGCUUCGGCUACCAGUUGUCUGACCACACCGUGGGAGUUCUCUUCAACAACGGCACUCACAUGAGCCUCCUUCCUGACAGAAAGACCAUCCAUUACUAUGCAGAGUUGGGCCAGUGCUCUGUUUUCCCCACCUGCGAGGUUCCCGAACACUUUGUCAGCCAAGUCACUGUGCUCAAGUACUUCUCCCACUACAUGGAGGAGAAUCUAAUGGAUGGCGGGGACCUGGGUAGCAUGACAGAAGCACACAUGCCCAGACUCUACCUGCUGCAGUGGCUGAAGUCCGACCGCGCCCUCAUGAUGCUCUUUAAUGACGGCACUUUUCAGGUCAACUUUUACCACGACCACACCAAGAUCAUCCUGUGCUGCCAGAAAGAGGAGUACAUGCUGACGUACAUCAACGAGGACCGCGUCUCCAAAACCUUCAAACUCAGCUCCCUGCUCACGUCCGGCUGCCCCACCGACCUGCGCGAACGCAUGGUGUACUCGCUCAACAUGCUCCUGCAGAGAAGCAGCUAAACUCGGGACAACCUGUUCCUGGACAGUGUGAAACAAGUCGAGCGCCGGUGCUGCCGUGGUGAAAGGAUGAUUCAGAGAGGAUCUCGUUUGAGACCGGAGGACCAAAGAUGGACUUGUGCAAAGUGAAUUAACAUUCCUACAGCGCUGCACCUACGUGACUCAGCAGAGGUGCAGGUGGAAGAAAUAGCAAGAACAAUGCUGAAAGAGAUUGAGAAAAUGAAAUGUAGCACAAUGUCUGUGGAUCGAAAAGGGCUGAUUUGUAUGUCAAUUGUUGUAGGAGAGGAAAGGCCGAGGAUGUCGGUACGAGUGUGAACCCCCAGAUGUUUGGGGGGAAAAGAUGGAUAUUUGGGAAGUAAAGACAAAAGCUGGGCUGGCUCCAGCAUCAUCGUGUAUAGAAUAGUUGAAGCUGUUUGUUAGAGGAAAUCUCAGUAAACUGAUGCUCUGAAUGUAACCAGAGCAAGACUGUGGACUAUCUUAAAUGUUGUACAGUGUAUGUCACAGCCAAUUCAGCAGUGCAAAGAAACCAUUUGACUGUGUGUGUGUGGGUGCUCCAGAGUUCAGCUGUCUGUGUGUGUGUGUGUGUAUGUGUGUAUGUAUGUGUUUGUGUGUGCGAGUGCGAGUGGGAUGGUCGUAAUAUCACAUAACUUUUAAAACUGUGAUUUGUUCUCCCUACUGACAGAUGGACUCAGCCCAUUGAGCUGGGAGGCAGAGGGGGGGAGAUGAAAGUGUAAUCUAAAUUAUUGUGUUUUAAAAAGUGCAGUAUUUAUUUAUUUAAUAAUAAAGAGCAUUUUCUAAAAAAAUAAA